Messenger RNA from Cryptomeria japonica (Japanese cedar), 1599 nucleotides. RefSeq names its product pectinesterase-like. Gene Ontology annotation, biological process: cell wall modification. Lineage: Eukaryota; Viridiplantae; Streptophyta; Pinopsida; Cupressales; Cupressaceae. The record is from RefSeq and is a predicted model, not a curated record. Bases 1 to 1599 code for a protein of 532 amino acids. The transcript is spliced from 2 exons. Gene Ontology annotation, molecular function: pectinesterase activity; pectinesterase inhibitor activity.
AUGGCUUCACAGUUUCUGGUUUUGCUUAUCAUCAUAUUCCUGUCAGUUUCUCCAAGUGAAGGCUAUAAUGAUCAAGCUCUGGCUCCUCAGAUUUUGACUCAAAUUGCAGUCAAGACGAGCAUAGCACAAGCCCAAACAAUUCGAGCUUCUAUUCCUCCUGUCUAUGAGAGGCCACCAAUGGACGAAAAGCAGAGCCAAGCUAUGGACGACUGCAUGGAACUGUACGAUCUCACAGUGGGUUCUUUAACGGAUGGUCUGUUAAUAAUGACAGGAUCUUCUUUGGGUUGGAACAAAGCAGUAGAUCUUCAAAGUUAUCUGAGCGCAGCCCUAACAAACGUCGUCACCUGUCUCGACGGACUGCAAGAAGCAAAGGUAAACCUCCGCUUGUAUUCUUUCACAAAUCAUAUGUCUAACGCGUCGUGGGGCGUAAGUAACUGCCUGGCUUUGGUAAAAAAGUUUUGGAUCAAAACAGUGGAUUCUGAGCAGAUUUAUGUGCGCAACCGACGCCUGUUAUCUGAUGCCCGUGAAGAUGACGGCGGCGACGAUGAUUUUAUAUCACAGUAUGGCUCUGUUGACGACGGCUUUCCGUCGUGGUUGUCUCGUGAGGACAGAAGAUUGCUACUGCAGAAGACCACCAAAAAUGGCGUCAAACUGGCGACCAAUGAUGUGACGGUGGCGCAGGACGGCAGUGGUGAUUUCACGACUAUUAGUGACGCCAUUAAUGCCGUUCCAAAUAAUAAUCCAAACAGAUCUGUGAUCUAUGUGACUGCUGGAGUGUACGAGGAGUACGUGAGCGUGCCGAGUAAUAAAUUUAAUAUCAUGCUCAUUGGUGAUGGACAAGACGUCACUGUGAUCACUGGCAACAGAAGCGUUGGGGAUAACUCAACUACUUUCAAUUCCGCAACUCUCGCUACUGUUGGGAAAGGUUUUAUUGCAAGAGACCUCACAAUUGAGAACACAGCAGGUGCAAUAAAACAGCAGGCCGUUGCUCUACGUGUGGGAGCAGAUCUGUCUGCAUUUUAUAGGUGCAGCUUCAAGGGUUACCAAGACACUCUGUAUGUUCACUCACUCCGUCAAUUCUAUAGAGAAUGUGAUAUCUAUGGCACUGUAGAUUUCAUCUUUGGUAACGCAGCAGUGGUAUUCCAAAACUGCAAUCUUUUUGCACGAACACCGUUGAGCGGGCAGCAGAAUAUAUUUACAGCUCAAGGUAGAACAGACCCAAAUCAAAAUACGGGAAUUUCCAUUCACAAGUGUAAUGUUACAGCUGCACCUGAAUUGGUUCCUGUUAUCAGCUCUUUCCCGACCUACUUGGGAAGGCCAUGGAAAUUGUACUCGCGGACUGUUUACAUGAAAUCUUAUUUAGAUGGAUUGAUUCAGCCAGCUGGGUGGUUAGAAUGGUCCGGUGACUUUGCCUUGAGCACGCUGUAUUAUGGAGAAUAUAAAAACGAAGGUCCAGGGUCAAAUACUUCACAAAGAGUUACAUGGCCUGGUUAUCAUCUGAUGAAGAUAAGUGAUGCUCAGAAUUUCACCGUACGUUCAUUCAUCUCUGGUGAUAUAUGGUUACCAGGAACAUCCAUACCCCAUGGAAUCUCGCUUUAA